Molecule: messenger RNA, 2958 nt
Organism: Cricetulus griseus (Chinese hamster)
Lineage: Eukaryota; Metazoa; Chordata; Mammalia; Rodentia; Cricetidae
Source: RefSeq, a predicted model, not a curated record
GUUAGUCAUUUUCUCUGAUUAAUAACUUUAACAUCCAUACUGAAUAUUCAUUGUCUCAUAAAGAAUAAGGUGUCUCAGAGACGGUAGUGCAGUGGUUCUCGACCUUCCUAUUGCUUUGACCCCUUUAAUACAGUUCCUCAUGUGAUGGUGAUCCCCCCAACCAUAAAAUUAUUUUUGUUGCUCCUUCAUAACUGUAAUUUCACUACUGUUAUGAAUCGUAAUGUAAAUAUCUGAUAUUCAGUAUAUCUGAAAUGUGACCCAGUGAAAGGGUCAUUUGAGACCCUCAAAGGGGUUGUGACCCACAGGUUGAGAACCACUGCUACUGUGGUAUGGUUUUAAUGAAUACCAAAUCGGUCUGCUUACUAAUCUUCUGUCUUGUCACUAAGAACCCAUCUUCAUCAUCAUAGCUGUUUCAUAGCAACGUUGGGUGAUGUAAACAAACAAUGAGCUCCUUUGUUCUGCAGGGUAAAUAGAGCAGACUAGAGAAUCAAACAGCAUUGUUCAUCCUCAAACCUAGCAACAUCCUGGUUCUUUGGAAAAGAGUACCUGGAACAAGACAGGAGCUGCCUCAGCUGUAGCCUCACUUGCUCCUUUGGAAGGGUGUGUUGGACUAAAUUUUCACACACACACACCCUUCAGUACAUUUAGUAUCUCUAUCUCCUAUGUAGCUGAAAAUACCCUGGAGCUUCUGACCUUCGUGAGUGCUGGGAUAGGGGACGUGUUGUGUGGUGCUGGGGAUCCACCUGGAGCGUCAUUCGUGCCGAGCAAGUGCUCUGCCAGCACUCCACUGAGCUUUCUCUUUUCUGUUGAGACUGCUCUCAUCAUGUAGCCCAGGCUGGCCUUGAAUUUGCCAGCAGUCCUGCCUCUGCCUCCAGGUGUUGUCACCACACCUUGCUUUCCAUUUCUUUAAAAGUCUUUACAAAUGAAGGUAGUUGACACUGGGGCAAGUGUUUUCAGGUGCAGUGUUCAAAGUGGCCUUCCUGAAACUAGACAGGGAGAUCUCAGUUUACAAAGGGAGAGAAAUAGAAAUGGGAGUCAAGUGACUUCAGUCCAGAGUUAUGCUUUUGGGUUUUUGAGACAGGGUUUCUCUGUGUAGGUUUGGAGCCUGUCCUGGAACUCACUCAGUAGACCAGGCUGGCCUUGAACUCACAGAGAUCAGCCUGCCUCUUCCUAUUGAGUGUUGGGAUUAAAGGCAUGCCACCACCACCUGGCCAGAGUUACCUUGUUAAUGGGUGUAGUUUAGGAACGUUCUCAGUAAAGAAUUAAAGGUACUCAAAUUAACAUUUCAACCCAGCCCCGCCUCACCACUUCCUUAAGACUGGAUUUUCUAUUUGGUCAGAUUUGGCAUGGGACUUGGAAACUUCCACAGUUUGAAGGGAGGGAACUGAAAUUUACUUCAGCUUUUCAGGCCUUUCCCCUUUUUUUUGUUCUUAAGCCUGCGGGUUUCAACUCAUUAGUAGGACAUGACAAGAAUGACACCUGUAAAGAUGCCACUGGCAAACUUAGUCAAACAUCAGUAGUGUUUUUUUUUUUUUUUUCUUCUGCCUGUGGCUUCACCUGAGAAUAAGGACUGCACUUCUGUUCCCAUGUGCGCGCACUUCUGUGCAUAUGUGCGCGCACACAUGUGUCUGUUUUGUUGACAGCUAUGCAUCAUAAUCUCUCAAUGCCAAGGGUUAUUCCAAGCUGGAGGAUCUGUGGUACAGUACAAUAGAGAGCUCAUCUGGAAUGCCUGCUGGUAAAAUGCCUACUGAGACAUGAAGCCUGGGACCACUGUUUUCAUCCUUGGGAGCCUGGUGCUGAUGUUCCACCUGCCUUUGGUGUUGAUGACACCUGAAACACUGGCCAUCCCCAAGAAGCUACAACAAGCUGUGGGGAGAGUCAUUGUCAAUGCCACAACAUGUACUGUAACAUGUGGCCUUGGCUACAAGGAAGAGACCGUCUGUGAGGUGGGUCCUGAUGGAGUGAGGAGGAAGUGCAGGUCCCAGCGUUUGGAGUGUCUGACCAACUGGAUCUGUGGGAUGCUCCAUUUCACCAUUGUCCAUGGGGAAGAGUUUGAGCUGAGCUGUCUCAGCUCAGACAUCCUAGAGGUGGGGCAAGAAGCUUUCCGCUUUACCUGGAAGCUUGCUCGGGGCAUCAUCUCUACUAAUGAUGAAGUUUUUAAACCCUUCCGAGCCAACUCUCACUUUCUGCGAUUUAAACCCGCCUAUGAGUAUGACUCUGGGACAUACCGAUGUGAUGUGCAGCUGCUGAAAAACCUGAAAUUUGUCAAGAGGCUCUAUUUUGGAUUGAGGGUCCUUCCUCCAAAUUUGGUAAACCUGAAUUUCCAUCAGUCCCUCACUGAGGACCAGAAGUUAGUAGAUGAGGGCUGGGAAAUUAAUCUAGACAACCAUUCCAAGCCUUACCUCCCAAAGUGGCAAAAGAAGGUGGCAUCAGCCUUGGGCAUAGGGAUUGCUGUUGGAGUGGUCUCUGGCGUGCUGGUGAGCAUUGCUGUCCGAAGUGUGCUGAGGAUGAUUGACAGCAACAGCAACCUUAGCAGCUGAUGAUACAACCCUUGCACCUGGGGGUCUGGCUGCCCAGAAAGCCAGGCUAGCUUAUACGGGAGCAUCCUGUCCCUCUGAUAGUGACAUGCCAAGAAAGUGUUCCUAGAGCCAAAGGUUGCUUAGGAGGCUUGGAGGAUGCGACCUCGUCCUCAUACUGCUGUUCAGAGCAGCAGUAUCCAUCAUUGUCUUAAGGUUUUCUCAUACUGGAUGCUCAGGAAACCCACUCACUACUGGCCUUGCUUCUGUCCCGAGGGCAGUUGUGUCUUCCAAGCUUGCUUUUUUCUUUCUGUGCUUUACGGCACAUUCCACUUCUCCAAACAGUGUGUAUGGACCAGAAUGUACUACUGGCUGUUUGGGCAGAAGCUUUUUUUAUUUUUGUUCAAUAAAGAGAAUUUACAGUAAAUGUAUAGCAACUUAA